Exophiala aquamarina CBS 119918 is the source of this 990-nucleotide messenger RNA. RefSeq names its product alcohol dehydrogenase. The record is from RefSeq and is a predicted model, not a curated record. Gene Ontology annotation, molecular function: alcohol dehydrogenase (NADP+) activity; zinc ion binding. The coding region runs from base 1 to 990 and encodes 329 amino acids. The transcript has a single exon. Gene Ontology annotation, biological process: alcohol metabolic process. NCBI's taxonomy places the organism in Eukaryota, Fungi, Ascomycota, Eurotiomycetes, Chaetothyriales, Herpotrichiellaceae.
AUGGUUGAAUUCACAGUAUACAAAGGCAGCAAGGACAACAAAGUUGUUAAGAGCACGACGCGUCGAAACAUCGGACCGAAUGAGGUCCUCGUCCGCUUGACGCACAGCGGCCUCUGCGGCACAGACCUGCACUUCACUCAUCUAAACAUGGGCUUGGGCCACGAAGGAGCUGGGAUAGUGGAGGAGAUCGGGGAGAAGGUCACACUGUUCAAGAAGGGCGAUCGUGCAGGCUGGGGCUACGUGCAGGAUGCCUGCGGCCACUGCAAGCAAUGCCUGCGCGGGGCGGAGACCUUCUGCCCAGACCGGAAGAUCUAUGCGGAGGCGAAUCUCGACCAAGGAUCUAUGGCUAGCCAUGGUGUCUGGAAGGAGGGCUUCCUGUUCCACAUCCCGGAGCAGAUGAAGACCGAGGAUGCUGCGCCGUUGAUGUGUGGCGGCGCCACCGUCUUCAAUGCAUUGCAAUUCCACGGCGUCAAGAGCACGGAUCGUGUGGGUGUCAUCGGGGUCGGUGGCCUAGGGCACCUCGCAAUCCAGUUCGCAGCCAAGAUGGGCUGUGAGGUCGUGGUCUUCUCCGGCACGGACUCGAAGAAGGAAGAGGCCAUGAAGCUCGGUGCGACGGAAUUCCAUGCCACGAAAGGCCUGAAGGAAUUCAAGAUCGGUGGUAAGAUUGACCAUCUGCUGGUCACCACUUCGCAACAGCCGGACUGGGAUCUGUACCUGUCCGUCAUGGCGCCCUCGGGCACGAUCUACCCAUUGACAGUCUCCAACGACGAGUUGCACAUGCCGUACAUGCCUAUCAUCCAGCGCGGCCUGAAGGUCCAGGGGAGUCUGGUCGCGGCCAGGCAAAUUCAUCGCGAGAUGCUCAAUUUUGCUGCUGUGCAUGAUAUCCGGCCCAUGAUUCAGACUUUCCCGCUCAGUGUCGAGGGCAUCAGUGAGGCGUUUGAGACGCUGGAGAGUGGGAAGAUGAGGUAUCGUGGUGUAUUGGUUGCGUGA